Talaromyces rugulosus is the source of this 384-nucleotide messenger RNA. RefSeq lists its product as uncharacterized. The record is from RefSeq and is a predicted model, not a curated record. The coding region runs from base 1 to 384 and encodes 127 amino acids. The transcript is spliced from 5 exons. Gene Ontology annotation, cellular component: mitochondrion; respiratory chain complex IV. Lineage: Eukaryota; Fungi; Ascomycota; Eurotiomycetes; Eurotiales; Trichocomaceae.
AUGAGCGCCAUUCCUGAGGCUGACCCCGAUGAGCCCAUCGAGACCAAGCCCUUCAACUGGUACGUUCAUUCUGGAACUCGCUUUUUCCCUGCUGGGCUCGAUAAAUCGCCAAUUCGCCCUUGCCACGCUCGCUGUCCCCGUCUCCCCGAAUCCACUGACCGAGGUUAUCAUAUAGGCUACGACGCCCGCUUUCCUUACCAGAACCAGACUAAGCACUGCUGGCAAAACUACGUCGACUAUCACAAGUGCAUUCUCGCCAAGGGCGAGGAUUUCCGCCCCUGCCGCCAGUUCUUCCUCGCAUACCGUUCUAUGUGCCCCAAGAGCUGGACCGACCGAUGGGACGAUCAGCGCGAGGCCGGCAACUUCCCUACUCGUCUUGAGUAA